Hydra vulgaris (swiftwater hydra) is the source of this 1573-nucleotide messenger RNA. RefSeq lists its product as uncharacterized. Lineage: Eukaryota; Metazoa; Cnidaria; Hydrozoa; Anthoathecata; Hydridae. The record is from RefSeq and is a predicted model, not a curated record.
UUGACAACUUUAAAGAUCAAAUUGUUGUUUUGCUUUGAUGAUAGGGAUUCGACAUAGUUGAGUAUAAAUAUAUUUAUGUUUUUGAGAACACGAUGUAUGUUUCGUUAGCAUUAUUAACACUGCUUCAUUUCGAAAACUCAGAACUGUUUUACGUUGAGAGGUAUUCAUCAAAAAAUGAUGGCGAUUUUCUUUAUUUAAACGAAAAGCAAUGCAACUUUGUCACUAAUAGCUCGUGGGUAGCUAAAUUUAAUGUCUGUGUAUGUUUUGCUGGAAGCACUUUUCAUAUUUUUAAGGACAAAAUGGGGUGCUAUAAGUCUUCAAAUGAAUUUGAAUCAGAAUGCUCAAAUAAUGAUGUUUCUUUGGUUUCUUGGUAUUCUAAUGAUCUUUUUCUCUGUAUAAUAAUUCCUACCCUUCAGCGAAACUUAUUCAACGUUUAUUUGUAUACAAACAACUCUUGGAAACUGGUGAAUAGUUAUCCUAAAAAAAAUCAAGUUGAACUCCUUAAAAAUGACCAUCACGAUAUUGGCGGUAAAUUGAUAAAGUUGGUAUAUAAUGAAAACAAACAAAAAUGCGUGGUGCUAAAAGUCAUCGGGAAAACAUACUAUCCAUUCAUUUAUCCGUUUAUAAAAAACGUGGCUGUAAACAAUGAUAAUAAGUCUAUGGAAAAUGCGUUUUUGUUUUUCAAAACAAAAAAAGAACAUUUUUUCUCAACAAAAAGAAUUGCAUCAGUCAUUUUAUUUGUAUGCUUUUUGGUAAUUAUUACUGGAGCUGGCAUUUUUGUUUUUACAAAGAAAAGAAACGAAGAACCCCAGGAUUUAAAUAUUGUUGAGGCGGUUGCAGUGGUUCAAAAUCAUGAAGAUCUAAAAAACAAAAUUGAUAAAAAGAAUGAAAACGAGAAAAAAAAUGAAAACGAGGGUGUCUACACAAAUUUAGUAUUGACCGAAGCUUGUCAAGGCGAGUACAGCACUUUAACGUUGUCUGUUCAAACUAUCCAAUCAAACUUUGUUUGCCAGCAACCUACUAGUUUAAAGGUAGAUGAAAAAAGUACAAGCGUAAUUCAAGAACAUUUCUACUUCGAAAUCGAACCAGAAGUUAAUAUUACUACUUGAAAUAAUUAAAACAUUUAUUUUUUACACAAGAUUUUCAAAGUAAAAUUAAGUGCAAAAAGUGACCAAAUAUAAUAACUGAAAUCAAUUGAAAGAAUGGAAGAAAGUGUUUUCAAGGAUAAAGAUUUUUUACAUAAUACUAAACCGGGCUUUAUCAGUAGAAUUUACAAUCGAAGCUAGUUGAUCCAGCAAUACAAAAUUAAAAACAGUUAUUUGUUAUUCUAAAUGUAUGCGCUCAUUUAACAAGCAGAAUCACUUAUUUACUACAUAUAAUAUCAAACCACAUUUGCAAUUAUCUGUAAGUAUAAAACUCAUAGCUAUCAGUUGGAUUAGUUUUCAUAAACCAUAUACUAGCAUGUAAAUAUACAAAAUGUAAUCUGUUUUGGGACAUGCGUUCUUGUAAAACUUUGAACUGGUGUUUGAACUGGUGUUUGGCGAAAACUUUAAAUAAUUAAAACUUAUAACGC